CGGCGGGGAUCGAGAUGGCUUCCGUGCGGAUCCGAGAGGCCGAGGAAGGAGACUGUGGACAUAUCCUGAGGCUGAUUCGGGAACUGGCAGAGUACGAGAAACUCUCGGAGCAGGUGCAGAUCAGUGAAGAAGCCCUGAGAGCAGAUGGCUUCGGAGGGAACCCUUUCUAUCACUGUUUGGUGGCAGAGCUUCUUCCCGCCCCCGGGAAGCCGCAGGGGCCCCGUGUGGUGGGUUAUGGGCUGUAUUACUUCAUCUACAGCACGUGGAAGGGGCGCAACGUUUAUCUGGAAGACAUCUAUGUGACGCCGGAAUAUCGGGGUCAGGGGAUUGGCUCGAAAAUAAUAAAAAAAGUGGCUCAGGUGGCCCUGGAUCAGGGCUGUUCCCAGUUCCGCCUCGCAGUCCUGGACUGGAACCAGAGGGCCAUGACCCUGUACAAGGCCCUGGGAGCCCGGGAUCUGACUGAAACCGAGGGCUGGCAUGCCUUUCGCUUCGAAGGAGAGGCCAUGAGGAAGUUGGCGGAAAAGUGAGGCCAUUCCUUAGGGAUCUCCGGGGUCGACCUUCUCCUUCCCCACCAGCUCAAGCACUCCGCAGAGACUCUUGUCCACUGGCACAGGCCUCCCUGAAGGAGGAGAGGUUGAGAGUGACUAUACCCAAAUUAGGGGCAGAGCAGUAUCCGGGCAGAGGCCUUUCCACCUCCUUGUUGAGGGUGAGAAAUAAAAGGGAAUUACUGUAAGUGCGUGACUCGAUAAGCUUCAGCCACCCUGAGACCCUUCUGGAAUGUUCUAGUCUCCUGGUGUGGUGGGGGGAGGGGGAUGCUGCUUCAGGGAGUAAAGGUGGGCCCAAGACGACGUGCACCCUCAGGGGGCCAGAGUGUUGGCUCUGACCUGUGGAAUACAGAGAAAAGAAGAGCAAGGGGCCAGUUUGGCACAUCAGGCUUGUUGGUCCCAUUUUGGGACCCAGACAAAGGCCUCCAGUGUCUGGACUGCAAGGUGCAGGACCCCAGGCUGAAUCCAGCCCACUGGCUCAACACGUGGAGCAGACUGCCACCUGCUGGUGGUGUUUUGGAGGUGUAGGGAAGGAACACUUGCCUCAAGUUCCAAAAAAAAAAAAAAAAAAAUCAGCUCACCCGUGCUUUUUCUUUUUCAAAAGUCACAAAGUCCUUAUUUUCAGUUCGGCAAAGCCAAACAGACCUCUAGGACCCAUGGAGAGAAGGAGGGAGACAAGCUCCUGUCCCACUUUCAUAAUACUCUUAUUACACAGGUACUGUGGGUUUCUUGUAGGAAAAUUGGAAUAUACAUAUAAAAUAAAAAUAGACUCCAAAGCCUUACCUACUAACUGUUGUUAACUCUUUGGUAUCAAUCCUGCAGAUUUUUUUCAGCGUCCAUAUAUACACAUAAUUUGUUAAGUGGGUAGGGGUGGAAUCAUGUACCUUUCUUUUUCUUUUAGUGAGCUCUACACCCAACGUAGGGCUCAAACUCAUGACCCCGAGAUCAAGGACGUAUGCUCUACUGACUGAGUCAGCCAGGUGCCCCGGGAUCAUAUACUUUUUAACAACAUAGGGCGCCUGGGUGGCUCAGUCGUUAAACGUCUACCUUCAGUUCAGGUCAUGGUCCCAGGGUCCUGGGAUCGAGCCCCGCAUCGGGCUCCCUGCUCUGCGGGAAGCCUGCUUCUCCCUCUCCCUCUGCUGCUCCCCCUGCUUGUGUUCCUGCUCUUGCUCUCUCUCUCUCUGUCAAAUAAAUACAUACAAUCUUAAAAACAAAACAAAAAAACAAUGUAUCAGAAACAUCUAUGUUCCUAUGCUAUUAAACAUGCAUCUGUCAUCACUUUUGAUGGUGGCAUAUUAUUUCUUUUGUUGAUGAACCAUUGGUUAAAUGGCCAUAAU
Molecule: messenger RNA, 1882 nt
Organism: Callorhinus ursinus (northern fur seal)
Lineage: Eukaryota; Metazoa; Chordata; Mammalia; Carnivora; Otariidae
Gene: SAT2
Product: spermidine/spermine N1-acetyltransferase family member 2
Molecular function (GO): N-acetyltransferase activity
Source: RefSeq, a predicted model, not a curated record